Guillardia theta CCMP2712 is the source of this 1086-nucleotide messenger RNA. RefSeq lists its product as hypothetical. The record is from RefSeq and is a predicted model, not a curated record. The coding region runs from base 40 to 1086 and encodes 348 amino acids. Gene Ontology annotation, molecular function: ubiquitin-protein transferase activity. Lineage: Eukaryota; Cryptophyceae; Pyrenomonadales; Geminigeraceae. Gene Ontology annotation, biological process: protein ubiquitination. The transcript has 12 exons.
GAGGAUUGAGUCUAUCAGCUCCUAGAUUCGAUUGUCAGGAUGCCGAAGCGCAGGUUACAGUGCGGUUCGUGCGGCACGAUCAUCAAAGUUAGCAGUCGAGUGUUCAGACCUGUUUGCCCGCAAUGUCAGACAGCACAUACCUUCAUACGAUGUGGCCGAGUAGAAUGUGGGACACUCAUGUGCUUGCCAGAGAACGUCAAUCAGUUCUCUUGUCCCAGGUGCAAUGUGCAGCUUGCAAGACCGGGUCACUCUCAAGCAAGAUCAGGACCGAUGGCCGUGAGAUGCGGAAACACUGCUUGCGAUUUUCUAAUGACUAUACCUGGGAAUGUGGGAAGGUUUCGUUGCCCGAGGUGCUCCAUGGAACAAGUGUUACCUGGCACUGAAGAAGCUUUAAAGUGCCGGGCAAGGCAGGAAGAGGCUCUCCGCCAGAAAGAAAUUCGGUCUAGGGAGACCAAAGAACUGGCAGAACUAUGCAAGUUGUUUGGAAUUGUGGACUCCGCCGUGGUUGAGGCAGUUUACGAAUCUUGUGACAAACAGCGCACCGCCACGAUAUCGAGGCUACUCGAGAUGGUGGAGGACACGGGGGCGAUUGAAGAUGACCUAAGGGAGGAAGUCAUUAGACUUCAGGAUCAAAUCGUCAAAGUGAGAGCGCUCGUUGAACAGAGCAUCCGCUGUCCGAUUUCGGGGAACGUCAUGGAGGAUCCGGUGUUUGCAGCCGAUGGGUUCUCAUACGAACACUCAGCCAUCGCUAAGUGGCUCAAGACUAGCAACCUGAGCCCCGUGACGAAGGAGGUUCUCAGCCACAAGAACCUUAUCAAGAACCAUCAGCUGAGAGGACAGAUUCAAGGGUGGAAAGAGCAGGCAGAAGCUGCUCAGGGAGGCUCAGGCCCACCAGUCAUGGAGGCAUUGAGCUGUGCGACCGGGAGUAUCUCCCCGCUAGAGUACACGAUGGAUACAGACGAAGACACCGAGGCGGGGGCUCCCUUGCGGACGUCAGACCAUGAGGAGAAAGGAGGAUUCGUGUCCCAGAUGCUCCGGUCGAUCAACUCACUGUCGGGAAGCGCGAAGCGAAGUGGUGAAGCCUGA